This is a messenger RNA of Pichia membranifaciens NRRL Y-2026, 327 nucleotides long. RefSeq lists its product as hypothetical. The transcript has a single exon. NCBI's taxonomy places the organism in Eukaryota, Fungi, Ascomycota, Pichiomycetes, Pichiales, Pichiaceae. Gene Ontology annotation, cellular component: MBF transcription complex; SBF transcription complex. Gene Ontology annotation, molecular function: DNA binding; transcription regulator activity. The annotation marks the transcript as partial. The record is from RefSeq and is a predicted model, not a curated record.
AUGGGCGCCGUCGCCUGCGAAGGCGUGCAGAGCCACCCGGCAAGAGACUUCGUGACGGUCUACGAGUACAAGCUGGGCAACCACGUGAUCCUCUGGGACUACGUCAUUGGAUGGGUGUACAUCACGUCCAUCUGGAAGGCCGUGGGGAACUACAAGGCAGACGUGUUGAAGUUGGUGUCGACGUCGCCGGAGAUCAAGAACAAGGUGUACAAGACCAAGGGCGGCUGCUUGAAGGUGCAGGGCACGUGGAUCCAGUACGACGUGGCGAAGCAGCUAGCGGCGAGGUUCUGCUGGCCCAUCCGCUUUGCGCUCGUGCCGCUCUUCGGC